Messenger RNA from Auxenochlorella protothecoides, 2049 nucleotides. Its product is annotated as Far upstream element-binding protein 2. Gene Ontology annotation, molecular function: mRNA binding. Gene Ontology annotation, cellular component: nucleus; cytoplasm. The record is from RefSeq and is a predicted model, not a curated record. Bases 1 to 2049 code for a protein of 682 amino acids. Lineage: Eukaryota; Viridiplantae; Chlorophyta; Trebouxiophyceae; Chlorellales; Chlorellaceae. The transcript is spliced from 7 exons. Gene Ontology annotation, biological process: regulation of gene expression.
AUGAUGUCUGCCACCGCCGUCUUGUCCCUCAUGCAGCCUCCACCCGUCGAGUCCGGGCCGGGUCAGCAGGGUUACCCGCCCGAGGGCCUGGGCUUCCCCCCCUCCUCCGACCCCGGCCACAUGCAGCAGCUGGUGGACCUGCUGGGGUCCAAGGUCCCCCCCAAGUCGACCGCGGUGGUGGAGUGCCCCAAGACCAUGGUGGGGCGCGUGAUUGGCAAGGGCGGGGAGACCAUCAAGGCGCUGCAGCAGUAUACGGGCGCCAUGAUCCAGAUCGACCAGUCCUCAGACCCCACGCGCGUGACCAUCGCGGGCCUGCCCCAGGCGCUGCAGCUGGCGGUGUCCAUGGUCAACGACAUCGUGCGUGGCACCUUCAAGGGCUUCGCCAUGCUGCGCCAGAUCGCGCUGGCCAACGCCUCCUCGCCCGGCAUGGCCACCUACGGUCAGCAGCACGCGCCCGUGUACGUGCAGGGCUAUGGCUUCGUGCCCCCCUCCCAGGCCUACGGCGGUGGGGAGGACCCCCUGGCCGGCAUGUUCAGGACCUCGCCCGCGGGGCCCAUCACGCCGCCCAUCUCGCCCAUGCGCGGCGCGGGGGAGGGCAGCUUCUCCCCCAACCUGGCCGCCAUGCUGCUGGGCGGCGGCCAGGUCGGCGGGCAGCCCGGCUACCCGGGCAUGGGGCCGGGCGCAAUGAGCCAGGGCAACAUGUCCCCCCAGCACCAGCACCACCACCAGGACAACGUCUUGUCCCUCAUGCAGCCUCCACCCGUCGAGUCCGGGCCGGGUCAGCAGGGUUACCCGCCCGAGGGCCUGGGCUUCCCCCCCUCCUCCGACCCCGGCCACAUGCAGCAGCUGGUGGACCUGCUGGGGUCCAAGGUCCCCCCCAAGUCGACCGCGGUGGUGGAGUGCCCCAAGACCAUGGUGGGGCGCGUGAUUGGCAAGGGCGGGGAGACCAUCAAGGCGCUGCAGCAGUAUACGGGCGCCAUGAUCCAGAUCGACCAGUCCUCAGACCCCACGCGCGUGACCAUCGCGGGCCUGCCCCAGGCGCUGCAGCUGGCGGUGUCCAUGGUCAACGACAUCGUGCGUGGCACCUUCAAGGGCUUCGCCAUGCUGCGCCAGAUCGCGCUGGCCAACGCCUCCUCGCCCGGCAUGGCCACCUACGGUCAGCAGCACGCGCCCGUGUACGUGCAGGGCUAUGGCUUCGUGCCCCCCUCCCAGGCCUACGGCGGUGGGGAGGACCCCCUGGCCGGCAUGUUCAGGACCUCGCCCGCGGGGCCCAUCACGCCGCCCAUCUCGCCCAUGCGCGGCGCGGGGGAGGGCAGCUUCUCCCCCAACCUGGCCGCCAUGCUGCUGGGCGGCGGCCAGGUCGGCGGGCAGCCCGGCUACCCGGGCAUGGGGCCGGGCGCAAUGAGCCAGGGCAACAUGUCCCCCCAGCACCAGCACCACCACCAGGACAACGCCAGCACGGAUGCGAUGCUGUCCCAGCUGCUGACGCAGCUCAGCUUCAACCAGCAGGCGGCGGAGGCGGCGGCCAGCAUGCAGCAGCACUCGCCGCACGCAUACCUGUCCCAGCACGGCACGCCCCCCGGCACGCCCGGCAGCGGCGGUGGCGGCGGCGUGCUGGACGCCGCCGGCCUGCAGACGCUGCUGGCGCAGGCGGCACUGCUGGGGCGCACCAACAUGGCAGGCGGGGGCGGGCCGGGCCGCGACGGGUCGGCGGGCGGGCUGUCGGCCCUGCUGGCGGGGCUGGGCCACGGCCUCGGUCCCGCGCAGGCCGCGCCGGGGCCUGGGACGGGGUCCCCCGCGUCCUCCUCGCCGCUCACGGGGCGCGCAUCCCCCACCGAGGCGUCGCUGGCGCGCGCCCGCGGGCGCUCCUUCACCGCGACGCACGGCGGCGGGGAGGACCAGGCGCCGGUGGCCCCCUCCCCCCUGGGCGACGUGACGCGGGGCGGGGCGUCGGGCUCCACCUCGGUGCGUGCGUGGGUGGUGUUUCUGUUGCAUGGCGGCGACGUCCAGCCGGAACUCGUGAAGACCAGCAGCAGCUGGAACGACUGA